AUGCCUGUGUUCAGUGGCCUGUUGAAGGUGCGAGUGUGUGAGGCGGUAGACCUGAAGCCCACAAAUUGGGCCCUGCGUCACGCCGUGGGGAAGAGCGGCUCCUUCCUCCUGGACCCUUACCUGGCCUUGAAUCUGGACCAGACCCGGCUGGGCCAGACCGCCACCAGGACCAAGACCAACAGCCCCGCCUGGCACCAGGAGUUCUGCACCGAGGUCCGAGAGGGACGGAGUCUGGAGCUGUCCGUGUUCCACGACGCGCCCAUCGGGUACGAUGACUUCGUGGCCAACUGCACCAUCCAGCUGGAGGACCUGCUGCAGAAUGGGACCAGGCACUAUGAGGACUGGAUUGACUUGGAGCCGGAGGGGAAGGUGUACGUGGUCAUCGAUCUGUCCGGAUCCUCCACCGAAGCCACGGGGACCAAUGAGAAUGAGGAGCGGGUGUUUCGAGAGAGGAUCGGCCCUCGCCGGCGACAGGGCGCCGUCCGAAGACGCGUCCAUCAAGUCAACGGACACAAGUUCAUGGCCACCUACCUGAGACAACCAACCUACUGCUCACAUUGCAGAGAUUUUAUCUGGGGCGUGCUGGGGAAGCAGGGAUACCAGUGUCAGGUGUGUACGUGUGUCGUCCACAAGCGCUGCCAUGAGCUCAUCAUCACCAAGUGUGCCGGGAUGAAGAAGCAGGAGGACUUACCUGAGGAGGUGGGUUCACAGCGGUUCAGUGUUAACAUGCCCCAUAAGUUCAGUAUCCACAACUACAAGGUUCCCACCUUCUGUGACCACUGUGGCUCCCUGCUGUGGGGCCUCAUGAGGCAGGGCCUGCAGUGCAAAGUGUGUAAGAUGAAUGUGCACCGGCGCUGUGAGACCAAUGUAGCUCCUAACUGCGGUGUGGACGCCCGAGGAAUCGCUAAAGUCCUGGCUGACCUGGGAGUCACACCCGACAAGAUCUCCAACACCGCACAGCGCAGGAGGAAGUUGACUCCAGGGCAGGACCCUCCCCAGUCUCCUCCUGAGCUCUCCCAGACUGAGGACAACAGCUUCAGCCAGCCAGCUGUCCCCACCUCCCCCUCACAGCAGGACUUGGCACAGUUAGAUCGCCUGCAGGACGCGCUGUCACUCGACCAGCAGGGACCCCAACACUCCUCCUCCUCCUCCUCUUCUUCCUCUUCCACCACCUCCUCCUCCUCGUCCUCUUCCUCGGCAGGCAGGGAGAACGGACAGAUCCAGAGGAGGACCCUCAAGGACUUCAACUUUAUCAAGGUUCUCGGCAAAGGCAGCUUCGGCAAGGUGAUGUUGGCGGAGCUAAAGGGGACGGAGGAGGUUUACGCCGUCAAAGUGUUGAAGAAGGACGUGAUCCUGCAGGACGACGACGUGGACUGCACCAUGACCGAGAAGCGCAUCCUGGCCCUCGCCCGCCGACACCCCUACCUCACCCAGCUCUACUGCUGCUUCCAGACACGGGACCGUUUGUUUUUUGUAAUGGAAUAUGUGAACGGAGGAGACCUGAUGUUCCAGAUUCAGCGAUCCAGGAAGUUUGACGAGCCUCGCUCUCGUUUCUACGCCGCCGAAGUCACCUCAGCCCUCAUGUUCCUGCACCGCAACGGGGUCAUCUACAGGGAUCUGAAGCUGGAUAACAUCCUGUUGGAUGCAGAGGGACACUGUAAGCUGGCAGACUUCGGCAUGUGCAAAGAGGGCAUCAAGAACGGAGUGACCACCACAACCUUCUGUGGCACGCCUGACUACAUCGCCCCUGAGAUCCUGCAGGAGCUGGAGUACGGAGCCUCUGUGGACUGGUGGGCCCUGGGCGUGCUAAUGUAUGAGAUGAUGGCCGGACAGCCUCCGUUCGAAGCUGAUAACGAAGACGACUUGUUCGAGUCGAUUCUCCACGACGACGUCCUCUACCCCGUGUGGCUCAGCAAAGAAGCCGUUUCUAUCCUCAGAGCGUUCAUGACCAAGAACCCGGCCAAGCGUCUGGGCUGCGUGGUGACCCAGGGCUGUGAGGAGGCCAUCAAGACCCAUGCCUUCUUCAGAGAGAUCGACUGGGUGCUGCUGGAGCAGAGAAAAGUCAAACCACCCUUUAAACCCCGGAUUAAGACCAAGCGAGAUGUGAAUAACUUUGACCAGGACUUCACCAAGGAGGACCCGGUGUUGACGCCCACGGACGAGGCCAUCAUCCGACAGAUCAACCAGGAGGAGUUCAAAGACUUCUCCUACUGCGCCCCCGAGGAGACGCAGACCUAACACACACACACACACACACACACACACACACACUGAUCCAACAACACUAAACUUGGCACACACUGCUGACACUCAUACAUGUAUAGAACCAUAAAUCCCUUUACAACACAAACACACACACACACACGGUCACUCCUUUACUUUGAAGCUAUUGGUUGUUGUUACUUUUUGAAAUAUUCUUUACUUGCAUUGUGUUGUUCUUGUUGCCUGGGUUUAUUAUGAAUAUAAAUAUGAAUAUGACUAUGAAUAUGAAUAUACACACCUGUACACGCUCUCACACACACACACACACACACACACACACACACACACACACUCCCACGUUGCACACUUUUAAUGCAGAUUUACACACAGAUUUACAAUACUGCUCAGACAACCAAAACACACACACACACUGACACUGCUUCUCUCCCCAGCACCAGGACUGUGCAGUGGGUGCUGGGUGCAGAGGCCUGUAUAUAGCCUGUGUUGAGUGGCUGUAUUGUGUUGGUAUUGUCUGCUAGUAAAAGGAGAGUCGUGGCGCAUGGACAAGCACCCUACCUGUGUUAUUACUGUCCUUAUUGUGGACCAGUUAGGGCCAAAUACCCUUUUGUGCAAUACCCUGACUAUCUAUAUAUUUUAUUUGUUUGUUCAUGUGUAAUUUUUGUCUUUUUUUUUUUUCUCCUCAAAAUUUUUUUUUUUUUUUUUUUGUGAUAAUGAUUGAACUCUUUGCGCUCAUCACGCUCCUGUCUCGUGUGUACAAAGUGAAUGUCGAGCUUACAAGUUACAGGCUAUUGAACUAAUUAUGUGGAGCAGAGUGUUACAGGCGGCCUGUGUAGCAGCGUAAAGCCCGAUCUCCAGCUAUUUCAUCCAUCUGCUAUAGUUUCAGAGUCUGUCCCGCCGGCGUGAAUGUGCUGGCCCGUGGGCGGUUUUUUUUGUCGUGAAUGUACAUUUUCGUAUGUGUGAAUGCGUGAUUUUUCUUCCUCCCUGUCGGUGUGUGACUUUUAGUUCUCGGCAUUUCUGUUUCUAUAGUUACCAUCAGUGUUUUCAGCCGCCCCUCCUCCCCCCUUUUUCCUUCCCCUCUCCCCCCAAAAGCACCAAUUCCCCUUUCCUGCCUCCAGUCUCACUUCACUCAGCCAAAACCACUCGCUUUUCUGACUUUUUUUUUCUUUUUUUUUUCAAGAAUGGCUUUUCUUUCUUAUCGCUCUCUUUCUUUCUUUUUUUUUUUUAUUAUAGUUAUUAUUAUUGUAAAGUGUAUCUGGAGGUGUAUAAUACUAUAACUAUACUAUCAUAGGUCUGUUACAGCCGGGCGAAAAGAAAUGUGGAAAACCAGCAGCUGAA
Molecule: messenger RNA, 3558 nt
Organism: Sebastes umbrosus (honeycomb rockfish)
Lineage: Eukaryota; Metazoa; Chordata; Actinopteri; Perciformes; Sebastidae
Gene: prkcea
Product: protein kinase C, epsilon a
Exons: 15
Coding region: 1-2238 (745 amino acids)
Biological process (GO): protein phosphorylation
Molecular function (GO): diacylglycerol-dependent serine/threonine kinase activity; ATP binding
Source: RefSeq, a predicted model, not a curated record